Molecule: messenger RNA, 324 nt
Organism: Prunus armeniaca (apricot)
Lineage: Eukaryota; Viridiplantae; Streptophyta; Magnoliopsida; Rosales; Rosaceae
Source: the annotation of a GenBank genome assembly
AUGGGCACUGGAGAUCUUCUACAAGCAACUGGAAAAGGCACUCUAGUGGUUGAAACUCAGCGUGGGAAAAGAUAUAUAAAUGAAGUGUUGCUUGUUCCGGGUUUGGAUGAGAAUUUAUUAAGUGUAGACCAGAUGAUGGAGCAUGGUUACUAUGUUCUAUUUGGGGGUAACAUGGCAGUUAUCUUUGAUGAUAGUAGCCUCAACAAUGUUGUAGCAAAAGUGGUCAUGGGAGGAAAUCAAUGUUUUCCUCUUUCACUAAAAUCUAUAACACUUGCAGCAAGAUUGAAGAUUCUUGGAUCUGGCACAGAAGGCUUGGACACUUGA